Pseudomassariella vexata is the source of this 651-nucleotide messenger RNA. RefSeq lists its product as uncharacterized. The annotation marks the transcript as partial. Gene Ontology annotation, cellular component: intracellular anatomical structure. The record is from RefSeq and is a predicted model, not a curated record. Gene Ontology annotation, biological process: protein modification by small protein conjugation; protein lipidation; macroautophagy. NCBI's taxonomy places the organism in Eukaryota, Fungi, Ascomycota, Sordariomycetes, Amphisphaeriales, Pseudomassariaceae. The transcript is spliced from 3 exons. Gene Ontology annotation, molecular function: Atg12 transferase activity.
UACCCGUACCUCACCAAGGAAGAGUUCGCAGAAGCUUGUCAUCAUCUGGACAACAGAUACUGUCAGGCUACACUCGGUCCUCUCCGGAAAGAAUGGAGGCUCAACGUCCACAAUGCGCUUGAUAUAUCCUUUGGGACUGAUUCGGAUUACGCCACAUUUCUUCAGAUCACUCGUCCCCUUGAAGACACUACCGAUUUGGGGGACUUGGGAUCUCAGCUGAGCAGCUUCUCGUUGGGUAAUAGUCAUAGACAGGCCGACCAUCCCGAUGCGGAUGAUGCUAUGAUGGAGGUAGAAGACUUUGAUCCUGAAGAGGUUCUCAAAGACCCUUGUCGGCCAAAUUUUGGUCACGUCAAAUACGAAAUCCAUCUUCACCCAACAUAUCGUGCACCAUGCUUAUGGUUCAGCUUGCACGAUCUGCCUGCUGGCGAGCUAGCGUUGAACAUGGACACUGUCUUCCGGCGGCUGGUACCAGACCAGUUUAAAGAAGCCCUGCGAGGGGCAGGCCCUAUAGGGGGCAUUUCGGCAGAUCAUCAUCCUGUCACGGGUGUACCAUCUUUCUUCGUUCAUCCGUGCCUUUUGGGAGAUGCCAUGGCGAAAUUCGACUGUCCCAUGGAGGAUUACCUGAUGGUCUGGCUGGGUUUGGUGGGCGGU